Chondrus crispus (carragheen) is the source of this 840-nucleotide messenger RNA. RefSeq lists its product as hypothetical. The transcript has a single exon. NCBI's taxonomy places the organism in Eukaryota, Rhodophyta, Florideophyceae, Gigartinales, Gigartinaceae. The record is from RefSeq and is a predicted model, not a curated record. The coding region runs from base 1 to 840 and encodes 279 amino acids.
AUGCAGCACGGCAAGACGGUGAAGGAGAGCCUUGUCGACGCCAACAAAUACAAGACUCUCAUCCAGCUGGCCGAAGCUGCGGGCGUGGACUUGGACGUCUCCAACUGCACGGUCUUUGCGCCCAAUGACGCGGCCUUCGCGAGCACGCCCCCGGGCUUCGUCACCAACCUGCUGGCGCGUCCCGCGGAAGCCGCCGCCGUCAUCGCCCGCCACAUCCUCCCCGACCGCGUUUACACGUCCAAGCAGAUCCGCGGCUGCGGCUUCUGGGACGGCGUCCCCGGCGGGCCGCUGCCCUAUGAGGGCCUUGGUGCGAUCGUGCGCGUCGGCAAUACCCGCAUCUUGAACGACAGCUGUAACGAUGAGUGCGUCAACGGCAUCAUUCAUACCGUCGAUGCCGUGAUCUCCACCCCGAUGCACAAACCUGAGGGCGUUGCGAAGACUUACGUCCCGUCCGUCCCGACCUUUACGGAUAGUACCGUGGGCUCGCUAUAUCCGACGGGCACCUAUUCGAGGGACACUAGCCGUGCAGUGGGUGCGUGUUUGCCGAGCACCUCGGGGGGGAGGAAGGCCAUGGGUCUCGUCAACCAACUCCCGUUCUGGCAGUACGGGCCCCCCUUCAACGCUGCCAAGCAGGAGGAUUAUGAGCCCAUUUCCAUUGCCCAGCCGGAGGGCGCCUCUGUUGAUUAUCAGCUCAUGCCUCCAGGAACGGUUAUCGUCACCCCGGAUGAGGUUAGCGCUGAUAAGCUCUUGCCGGUUUCGGGUAUGUCCAAGUAUAUUGGCAAGACGAAGAGGUUGGUCGAGGAGGGCGCGCAGUCCGACUAUUCUCGGUUGCCGUAUUGA